UAUAAAGAAAGAGUUUUCAGACAGACCUCUCUCUCCCUCUUCUUUCUCUCUCUCUACUGCGAGAGACAAGACCAACUUGUGAAACACAAGACCCAUGAAACUCCAUCGGAAUUCCCAAAUCACGUUAUCGGGUCAUCGGGUUUCGGAUCUGCCACCCAGUUCACCAACACCACCUUCCCCUCCUUUUUGGGUUUCCCAAUGAUCACACCCCCCACCUCCACUUCCCCUUCUCUUCUUAACAUUCUCUCCCAUCGAUAAUUUCAUAUGUUCCCCUUUCGAACACCUUACUUUACUUAUUGAUCAUCCCUCACCAACCUUCCUUAGCCUCUCUCUGUCUCCGCCACUCCGUUUAGCUAUUAGUUUGUGCAUCUUUCCCACUUAGAAAGAAGCCAACUUUUGUUGGGGUUUCAACAUAGAGCAAGACCCAUCAUAGACUUUGAUCUCUAGUUGACACUUUUUCUGUAGAGAGAGAGAGAGAGACAGAGAGAGGGAGGGAGAGCUUAUAAUCAUCGAAGUUAUGGCAGGCUCAAAUCCACAGGAAGGACUAGGGGAUGAGUUCUUUGAGCAGAUCUUGGCUGUGCCACCCGGACCUUACUCUGGUGGCUCCUUGCCCAUGGUCUUGCAACUCGGCUCCGGCCGUGGCGGCGGCGGCGGCGAAGAUGGCGGCGGCGGGGGGCUGAGGGGCAUGGGGGUGAUGAUGCCCCUGGGGCUGAAUUUGGAACAAGGUGGACUGUUCAGGCGUGAGGAUGUUGAGAACAGCACUAGUGCUUCCUCCACCACUUCGGCCAUUAAUAUGGAGAGAGAAGCAGGAGGAGUCCAUCACAACAACAUGACAAGCUGCUUCUUCCCAGCAUUUGGACAGUUCCAGCAGGCUCAGUCAGUCCAGCCACCUCCUCCCCACCCACCCCCUCCUCAGCUUCACCCGGCCUUCUUGAAUCAGCCUACAGCGGGGUCACCGAACCCGCCGGCUAUACGCCCGAGGGCACGAGCUAGACGAGGGCAAGCCACGGAUCCUCACAGCAUCGCUGAGCGGUUGCGCCGAGAAAGAAUUAACGAAAGAAUGAAGGCAUUGCAGGAGUUGGUUCCCAGUUGCAACAAGACGGAUAGAGCAGCCAUGCUUGAUGAAAUCGUGGAUUAUGUGAAGUUCUUAAGACUCCAAGUCAAGGUCCUAAGCAUGAGUAGAUUGGGCGGCACUGGUGCCGUGGCUCAACUUGUAUCUGAUGUACCCCUCUCAUCAGCUGAGGGCGAGAUCAUCGAAGGUGGGAACAAUCAACCGGCGUGGGAGAAGUGGUUGACGGAUGGUACAGAGCAGCAAGUGGCAAAGCUGAUGGAAGAAGAUGUCGGGGCUGCUAUGCAGUUCCUCCAGUCCAAGGCGCUCUGCAUCAUGCCCAUUUCACUCGCCUCCGCAAUCUUCCGCACGGGCCAACCAGACAUGUCCCGGUCCAUCAAGCCCGAAUCCAGCACCCCUUCCUGAAGCACCCUGAACACAUGCCAGGCGACAUCAUAGCUGCAACAACGCCUCGGUUCCUCAGGUCCGACCGGUUUGAGAUCAUUUCCAAGUCAAUGUAGCUCCUUUUCAACCAAGUUGCUUAGUGCCUAAUGUUCAUAGUUUACUGUCACCGUCUUAAAAUGGGUGUGAACUUGUGGUUCCUAUCCCUUAAUCACAGCCUAAAAAUUGCAUCAGUUUCAUGUUCUUUUCAAUUCAUCCAAGGAAAAGUCAAAAGCAACUUUUUUGCAAAA
Molecule: messenger RNA, 1740 nt
Organism: Syzygium oleosum
Lineage: Eukaryota; Viridiplantae; Streptophyta; Magnoliopsida; Myrtales; Myrtaceae
Product: transcription factor UNE12-like
Exons: 7
Coding region: 518-1474 (318 amino acids)
Biological process (GO): regulation of transcription by RNA polymerase II
Cellular component (GO): nucleus
Molecular function (GO): protein dimerization activity; RNA polymerase II cis-regulatory region sequence-specific DNA binding; DNA-binding transcription factor activity, RNA polymerase II-specific
Source: RefSeq, a predicted model, not a curated record